Molecule: messenger RNA, 1014 nt
Organism: Acanthoscelides obtectus
Lineage: Eukaryota; Metazoa; Arthropoda; Insecta; Coleoptera; Chrysomelidae
Source: the annotation of a GenBank genome assembly
AAUGAAUUGGUAAUUGCUAGAUACGCCCAUGCAUUAAUAAGCAAUUCGCUUUAAGUGUUGCAUUUUAACGAGGCAUUAUUCAGUCGUAGCUGCGAUUUUGUAAGGAUGUAGUCGUGCGCGGAAGAUGCAAUGCAUUUCGGUCGUCAGGAAGUAACUCCAUAAAAAUAGCUCUGCGUAAUAGGAAUCUAACGGGUCUCUUUUUGAAAAGGCAGCGAUGGCUAACCUGACUUUCGACAUCACGAGCCAGAUCAAGCACAACGCGUUCAACAUUCACCAGCCUAUUGCGAUGCCCAAGGUCAAAAGUGCCUCGAUAGCAUCCUUCAACGGGGAAGUGUUCCCUUAUGCCCUCAUUGUACUAGCCAGCGUCAUCUUCGUAUUGGGCAUCAUCGGCAUCAUCUACAUUUGCGUGUCUUGGUCUAAGUACAAAUCAUUCAAGGACCAACAUUCACAUCAUGCACGGCCUUAUACUGUGCCCGCUAGUCCUGCCAGGUACGAUUCGGUGUAUGUGGAACCGAACCUCAAAGAAUAUGAAACGCAGGUACUACAAAUGUGUGUACCUGUGGACGACCCAGACGAUUACAACGAUCUGCAUUUAGACUUCAGCGAUAAGAAUCACACUUUCAACUUAGAUAACGUUAGUUAUAUCAGUAAGGACAAUACGAGUAAGAAAUAUGGACAACAAAGUCCAGCAAGCAGCGAAUCAAACACAACGGCAAGGGCGUCUAGCGUCGGAGAUGCCCACAUGUCGAAGAACAACGAAAACUCACGACGCGAUCAUGUAUAUAGGUCAUCUGACGAAGAUGAUAUGAAUGCCAGUUCUUCGAAUGAUAAUGUGAUGUUUAAAGAAAAGAAAGACUAUUUGAAUAUAACUUACGGUUACGGAGAUCAUUCUCCUGUCGAGACGACAACCGAAUUGUAAAUGCUCCUUUUAAAUAGUCAGAUGUAACUAAUUUAUGUUUUAAUUUUGUAAGAAAGGUUUAUAGGUUAAAUUUUUUAUAAUAAAUUUUAUUCUUA